CAUAAGAAGACGUACGAGAUAACACAUGUACUGUAGUAUGAAAGCAGACGAUGACGUCAGAGAGAUAGAGGCACCGGUAGUCAAUCUAUGGAAAAAGGCUUCGAUCUGAUAUUUAUGAACCACUUGACCGCCGGAGCUUCGGAACGGUGAAAAGUGACUCGACGGCAUGGCCGUGGCUGAUAACAGCAGAUUAGUGUUGAUAAACAGCUCAAGAGAGAGACAUGAGACUCGCCACUUCUGCUCCAAUGACAUCAUUACAUCCAAGUACACCGUCUUGACUUUCCUGCCGAAAAAUUUGUUCGAGCAGUUCCGACGUCUUGCUAACUUCUACUUCUUGUGUCUGGCUUUUCUCCAUCUGAGCAUCGACAGCCCCGUCAGCCCUUUGACCUCCGUCCUGCCCCUGGUGUUCGUAAUCACGGUCACGGGGGUCAAGCAGGCCUACGAGGAUUGGCUGAGGCACCGGGAGGACAACAAGGUCAACAACGCCCCCGCGAGGGUCCUGAGGGAGGGGUCAGUCAAGAAGGUACGAUGGCGGGACAUAGCCGUAGGGGACAUCGUGGAAGUGGCAGACGGAGAGGAGAUCCCCGCAGACCUCCUCCUGCUGGCGGCCGAGGACCAGGAGGGCAAGUGCGUGGUCACGACAGCGAAUCUUGACGGGGAAACCAAUCUCAAGACCUUCCUCUGUCCCGACGCCACACGAAAUCUUCUGAAACCUGAAAGCUUGUGGUCUAUCCAGGCUCGAGUACAAUGCCAGCUGCCCCAUGCCAAUCUAUACGACUACAAAGGAGUACUGGAAGUGAAUUAUCAAGAGGAUAAAUGUACAGCCUCGCUGGCAACACAGAACCUGCUGCUAAGGGGCGCUAAGCUCAGACACACACCCCGCGUAUACGGCGUGGCCGUGUACACAGGCAAGGAGACCAAGAUGGCUCUCAACUCGAAGCUAAAAAGCAACAAGUUCUCUACCGUCGAGAGAUCGAUGAACUAUUUCCUGAUCUUCUUCCUUUUCCUCCUUAUCUUGGAAGUUGCUCUGUGUACAAUACUCAAGUACGAGUUGUACAGCCAAGAGGUGACGAACGAGAUGUGGUAUAUCGACCUGCCAACGAACGCCACGGUAACAGCUGGAGAUGUUUACCAAGACAGUGUUUCCUUCCUUAUCAUCUUCAGUUACAUCAUCCCGAUCUCACUCUACGUCACUCUAGAGAUGCAGAAGUUCCUCGGCACCAUGUUCAUGUCGUGGGACGAGGACCUGCGCGGCGCCGGCGAGGACGAGGGCGCGCGGGUCAACACCUCCGAUCUCAACGAGGAACUUGGCCAGGUUCAAUACCUAUUUACGGACAAAACGGGAACCCUAACGGAAAAUAUAAUGCACUUUCGAAACUGUUCCGCUGACGGUGCCAAAUAUUCCGACGUGGCGGGAAAAAUUCAGGCCCUCGAUGAACAGACAAACAGGACGACGCCUUUGCCUUCUCUGCCUGUUCCUCUGGUGACCCUUCUCGAGACCUUGGCACUGUGCCACACGGUGCAGGUGUCGGCGUACGACAGAGCCACAGCUGAACAGACAACCCCUUCAGAUACCAUCGAACUCUCGGAGCUGAAGCAUUACCAAGCAUCAAGUCCCGACGAGAAGGCGCUUGUGGAGGCAUGCGCGAGGUACGGCGUAGUGUUUGAGGGUCAGAACAACGGCCAGCUGACUGUUAAAGUGCGAGGAGAGAUGAAGUUCUUCACUCUACUGCAGGUCCUGGAAUUCGAUUCUGAUCGGAAGUGCAUGUCAGUUGUAAUACGAAAUGAAGCGGAUCGAAAGACCUGGCUUUUGACCAAAGGGGCUGAAAGCAGCGUGCUGAAGCGCUGUCUGCUCAGCAACCCUGAUCAGCAACGCCUGCAUGACGUCACACUCUCACACAUCAACGACUUCGCUAUGUUGGGGUUGAGGACGCUGGCGGUGGCGCGGCGCGAACUGACGGACAAGCAGUACGAGGACUUCGCUGCACAGCUGUCCCAGGCCAAGCAAGUACUGGAAGACAGAGAAGAGGCGGUGAGGAAAGUGACCGACAGGAUGGAAGCGGAUCUGACCCUCCUGGGAGCCACAGGGGUCGAGGACCUCCUGCAGGACGGCGUUCAGGAGACCCUCGAGUCCCUUAGAGUCGCGGGGAUUAAGGUCUGGGUGCUGACGGGUGACAAGGUGGAAACGGCUGUAAAUAUAGCUUACUCCUGCGGUCACUUUAAAAGGUUCAUGACGAUCUUGACUCUGACUGGCCUACACGACAAGGAAACCGCUGACCGCAAACUGCAAGAAUGCAGGGAGGCUUGCCACAACGACGGGUCUUUCGGUCUCGUGGUGGAUGGCCAGUCGCUCGUACUCCUGCUGGAACACUUCGAAGAGGAGUUCUACGCCGUGGGGAGGAGGUGCUGGUCUGUUGUCUGCUGCAGGAUGUCGCCGAAGCAGAAAGCUGAGAUAGUGCACAUGGCUAAAACGUCUCGAGAGCAUCCCAUCUGCGCCGCGAUUGGAGACGGAGCCAACGACGUGUCCAUGAUCCAAGAGGCUCAUGUAGGCCUAGGCAUCAUGGGGAAAGAAGGUCGGCAGGCAGUUCGAUGCUCUGACUUCGGGUUCGCUAAGUUCCGGUUCCUCAAGAAGAUGCUGCUCGUUCACGGCCACUGGAAUUACGUCCGUGUCUCCGUCUUCGUUCAGUUCUCGUUCUACAAAAACGUGGCCUUCAAUACGCCGAUUGUUUUCUACUCCAUUUGGAAUGCCUUUUCUACGCAGAGUUUGUACGAAAGUUUGGCGCUGACCGCAUUCAACAUUACAUUCACGUCCUUGCCUGUGCUGGUCUACGGCUUGUUUGAACAGAACAUACCCCCCGACAUCCUCCUGACGCGGCCGCACCUCUAUCAGCGCAAUGCCAAUAACGUUGCUAUGUCGUGGCUCAUGUUUCUCCAGUGGAAUUUCUUCGCACUCUGGCACGCCGCUGCAAUGUUCUUCGGGCUGUGGCUCACGUGCUGGGAUGACACGUGCGGCCUACCAGGUGGCGCCACGCAGGACCUCUACCUCUUCGGCCUGGCGCUCGGCACACUCUGUACCUUCGUCACGAACAUGAAGAUUGUACUCGAAGCCAAUUUCUAUAACGUGGUGUUAUUCGGGGCCCUCGUCAUCACCACAGUGGGGUAUGCAGUCUUGUAUCUUCUGUACAGCGGCAUUCCAGUGGAGCCUUUCAUCAAGUACGGAAUCUACGCUGCGUAUUACCGUCUCUUCGAAAGUCCUUCGUUGAACCUCGGCUGCCUGGUGGUGGGCAUUGCCUGCCUCUUGCCCGAUUUCGUCAUGAAAGUUUUCGUUCGCACGCUGGACCCCGAGGUGAAGCUAUGGGCGAGGGGGAAACGCACACGGAAGGUAUGGUCUUUUGCAGGAGCUUCGAGAAGAGAUUUUGAUGAAGGUGUCCCAUAUAAAUGAAGCAUAUGACGCCGACGACACAUCAGUAUCACCUGAUCGCAAGCCAGAAGUACUAUAGAAAACGGAUGUGGUUUUAGAGGACACUAUGAUAUUUUUGUAGUUUCUUCUUUAAUGUGAAAUUUUGUUCCCAUAGUACGGGUAUUUUGUAAUUUUUCAUAGUGUAAUAAAUACUAAUGCGUUUAUUCAUACACAUUAAAAACAUACACACACAUGCACGCCCAAUAUGAUGUAUAUAACGGUUGAAUAAAAUGUCAAUAUAUAUA
Messenger RNA from Penaeus monodon (black tiger shrimp), 3705 nucleotides. Its product is annotated as probable phospholipid-transporting ATPase IF. Gene Ontology annotation, molecular function: ATP binding; ATPase-coupled intramembrane lipid carrier activity; ATP hydrolysis activity. Bases 167 to 3442 code for a protein of 1091 amino acids. The record is from RefSeq and is a predicted model, not a curated record. Lineage: Eukaryota; Metazoa; Arthropoda; Malacostraca; Decapoda; Penaeidae. Gene Ontology annotation, biological process: phospholipid translocation. Gene Ontology annotation, cellular component: plasma membrane; endoplasmic reticulum; trans-Golgi network. The transcript has 26 exons.